AUGAGUACAAUCGAGUUGAUCGACUCGAUUGAAAAUAAACAUUCAGUGACUUUACCUGGCAUUGAAAAUGACUUUGAAGUCAUUGAUUGUGUCGAAGUUGAACACGAGGAUCAGUUGGAUAUUCCGGGUAUUUGUUGUCUAUGAUAAUAUGAUUAUAUAACGGUUUAGAAUGGUUCAGCAGGUUUUCACGAAAAAUGUAUUUAUUUAUGUUUUGACAUGCCAAAAUAUUAAUAUCUUACUUCAAGAUAAAAAAAAACAAAAAGUUGGGGAUUUUUUAAUAUUUUUAAACUUAUAUUAUGUAACUAAUUUAUAAUGUUUUAGAAGGAUUUGUUGACGUAGCCAAUCAACGUAUAAAAGUCAGAGAUCUCAGUCAUAUCUUGGUGUCUAGAUUUGCAUUUAUAUCUGGCUUACGGACAUCAGAUGGCAACCCUAUAUUGACGUUUCCGGAUUCAAGAUCGCAAUUGACUUUCGAAGAGUAUCAGAUUCUGUUGGCUUAUCUUUUUCAAGUUCCACCGUAAGUUUAAAAAUACUGUAUUUUGAUAACGUAUUGGGCAAGAUUCUCUUACUGUCAGUAAUUUUUUGUGUUGGUUAGGAUUAAUACGUUGGGUUUAGUAGGCUUAUAAUUAGGUUUAGUAGGUUCAGGCUUAGUAUACUAACUCUUACUAGGCCUACCUUUUGUAGGCUUGCAUUUAGUAGUCUUAGGUUUGUUAAGCUUAGAAUUAGUAGGCUUAGUAUAUUCAGUUUUUGUACAAUUUGGUACCGAUCUCAACACUCGCAGUAAUUUGUUGGGUCGUUUUACAUCGAGGCAAAUAUUGCAAAAGUAAACAAUAUUACAUAAGAAAAAGUUGCGUAAUACGACUUUUCUCAAUUUACCUAAAGCUAUGUUUUUACAUAAUUAUGUUGUAUAAUAUAAGCGUAACAAAAUACGGAAAAUAAGCAAAAUCUUAAAUAAAAGCAAAAUUUAAAAUAUUAUUUUAGGCUAGACGAGGAUGGUGCUAAAAAGGACAAAAAAGGAUAUGUAUUGAUCAUCGACCGGCGAACGGACAAAUGGUCGGCAGUUCGAGUUUUGUUCUCAUACCUAAUGGUCAGUUUUUAA
Bursaphelenchus okinawaensis is the source of this 1096-nucleotide messenger RNA. Lineage: Eukaryota; Metazoa; Nematoda; Chromadorea; Rhabditida; Aphelenchoididae. The record is from the annotation of a GenBank genome assembly.